This is a messenger RNA of Ceratosolen solmsi marchali, 600 nucleotides long. RefSeq names its product ribosomal protein L24-like (gene RpL24-like). Bases 55 to 564 code for a protein of 169 amino acids. The transcript has 2 exons. Gene Ontology annotation, biological process: ribosomal large subunit biogenesis. NCBI's taxonomy places the organism in Eukaryota, Metazoa, Arthropoda, Insecta, Hymenoptera, Agaonidae. Gene Ontology annotation, molecular function: structural constituent of ribosome. The record is from RefSeq and is a predicted model, not a curated record. Gene Ontology annotation, cellular component: nucleolus.
UAGAAUUUAUUGUACUUUUGUCACUACCAUUGCCUCGUGCAUAGAGUCGUAACAAUGAGGAUCGAGACGUGUUAUUUUUGUUCGUCCAGAAUUUAUCCUGGACAUGGUAUCCAGUUUGUUAGAAACGAUUGCAAGAUUUUUAGAUUUUGUCGAUCAAAAUGCCAUGCCGCAUUCAAAAAGAAGAAGAAUCCAAGGAAGGUUAAAUGGACGAAAGCUUACAGAAAAACGGUUGGAAAAGAAUUGGCAAUCGAUCCGACAUUUGAAUUUGAAAAACGAAGAAACAUUCCCAUUAAGUAUAAUAGAGAGCUUUGGUCAAAGACCGUUCAAGCCAUGAAGACCGUCGAAGCUAUUAGGCAGAGGAGGGUAAAUACGCAUAUUAUGCAGAGAUUAAGAAAAGGACGAGAACUUGAAAAAGAAAGGGAUAUUAAAGAAGUACAAAGAGAUUUAGCUCUCAUACGUUCACCAGCGGCUGGACUUAAACAAAAGAAAUUGGAGGAUGAGGAAGAUGAGAGGAUGGAAGAUAGCGAUACGGAGAUUAAAGCCGAAGCGUUAGAAGUAAACUAAUUUUCUCAAAGAAUCCUGGAAGCAAACAUUGGAUUA